This is a messenger RNA of Brenthis ino (lesser marbled fritillary), 882 nucleotides long. The record is from the annotation of a GenBank genome assembly. NCBI's taxonomy places the organism in Eukaryota, Metazoa, Arthropoda, Insecta, Lepidoptera, Nymphalidae.
AUGGUCUUCAAGAUUGUGGUCUUCUCCUGCCUAGUGGCUGUGGCUUGCGGAAGUGUAGCACCAGCAGCUAUAGCAGCUGCCCCUGUUGCAUAUACUGCUCCAGCUGUCGCAGCAAGACUAGAGGAAUUCGAUUCUUUUCCUCAGUACAGGUUCGGGUACAAUGUAGCUGACUCUUUCACUGGAGACUACAAGAGCCAACAGGAACAACGUGAUGGGGAUGUCGUUCAAGGACAGUACUCUCUUGUCGAGCCCGACGGUACACGACGAGUCGUAGACUACGCCGCAGACUCUGUCAAUGGUUUCAAUGCAGUUGUACGUAAGGAGCCCCUAGUUGCUGCUGCUCCCGCCGUUGCCGUUGCCGAGCCCGUGGUAGCCGCUAAAGUUGCUGCUCCUAUCAUAGCCCAACCCGCGCCUGCUGUUGUAGCAGCUCGUUAUGCCGUCGCUCCUGCCGCCCGUUAUGCUGUAGCAGCAGCUCCCGUAGCAGCAGCUCCAGUAGCAGCUCCAGUUUAUGCCAGAUACGCUACUGCUCCUGUUGCUUCAGCUCAGUAUGUCGCCGCCCCUGCCGCCCAAUAUGUUGCUGCCCCUGCCGCUCAAUACUACACCGCCCCUGCUGCUCAAUACUACACCGCCUCUGCUCCCUUAGUGAGCGCUCGAUACGCCGCUAGUCCAUUUGUAGCAGCCCGCUAUGCCGCUCCAGUGCCAGCCUACGCGACCAAUGUCGCUGCCUACUCUGCUCCAGUAGCAGCUGCCUAUACCUCAGCUGUACCUGCGAGGUUCACCUAUGCCGCUCCCGUAGCCGCUCCCGCCCGAUUUGCCGCCGCGCCGGUCGCAGCAGCACCAGCCAAAAUCGUCGAAAGUGUCGCAGCUGGUUACCGUUACCCU